GACCUCAAAUCCUUGUGGCAAACUGCAAACCAGCAACGCUGCCAUACACUUCUCCGGGCUGAUAAGGCUGGAACAGCGCUCGAAGCGUACCGAUACAUGAUGGACAUGAGUGAUGAACCCACGAAGGCCAUCUUCCUUGCUUGGAUACCUAGUCUUAAUGGGAGUUGAAGCGCACUCCACGCCGUCAACGAAGAUGCUGCCCUUGCAGCGAGCGGCUACUCGUGUGUUUUGGAGUGCGGGUGAGCUUGAGCAUUCUUCAUCCACACCUUCAUAUCACCUACUUGCAUAUGCAAAAAAUCGCCCUUUGUACUUGUAUCGCAUGCUGGUUCACAUAAGGUUUCAGGAAAUAUAAUGUACUACAAUGC
This is a messenger RNA of Suillus clintonianus, 365 nucleotides long. RefSeq lists its product as uncharacterized. Bases 113 to 352 code for a protein of 79 amino acids. The record is from RefSeq and is a predicted model, not a curated record. Lineage: Eukaryota; Fungi; Basidiomycota; Agaricomycetes; Boletales; Suillaceae. The transcript has 2 exons.